Messenger RNA from Ylistrum balloti, 897 nucleotides. Its product is annotated as peptidyl-prolyl cis-trans isomerase A-like. Lineage: Eukaryota; Metazoa; Mollusca; Bivalvia; Pectinida; Pectinidae. Gene Ontology annotation, cellular component: intracellular membrane-bounded organelle. Bases 61 to 549 code for a protein of 162 amino acids. The record is from RefSeq and is a predicted model, not a curated record. Gene Ontology annotation, biological process: protein peptidyl-prolyl isomerization; protein folding. The transcript is spliced from 6 exons. Gene Ontology annotation, molecular function: peptidyl-prolyl cis-trans isomerase activity.
UCUAGGCCUACUUCCGGUGUGGGAACCAUUUCAUCUGCAGCCGGUAAACCACGUGCAAGAAUGACUGAAGUUUUCUUCGAUAUCAGUAUCGGCGGUAAGCCAACCGGGAGGAUAGUAAUGAAGUUAGAAACUGAAAAGGUUCCCAAAACAGCAGAAAACUUCAGAGCACUCUGCACUGGUGAGAAAGGUUUUGGCUAUAAAGGUUCAAAGUUCCAUAGAAUCAUCCCUGGCUUUAUGUGCCAAGGAGGUGACUUUACCAAAGGCAAUGGAACAGGAGGGAAAAGUAUCUAUGGAAAAAAAUUUGAUGAUGAAAACUUCAUUUUGAAGCACAAAGGAAAAGGAACUCUGUCCAUGGCCAACUCUGGCCCGAAUAGCAAUGGAUCCCAGUUCUUCAUCUGUACAGCGAAAACAAGCUGGCUGGACAAUAAACAUGUAGUAUUUGGAGAUGUGACAAGUGGUAUGGAUGUCGUCAACGCAAUGGAGGCUGUUGGAUCCGAUGGUGGGAAUCCGUCUAAGCCAGUGGUGAUUGUUAAUUGUGGUUCAUUGUGAAUUUCAAUACUUUUAUUAGGCAUUAUUUCAUAGCAGAAGAAUGAUGGAAAUAUCAAGAGCCUUUGUAACUAUGAAAUGAUUUUCUUUGGUUGAUUACAUUAAUACUUCCAGAAAUUACUAUUUUAAAGCUGUACUUACAUUUUCUUUUCUGUUAAUUUUAUAAUUAUAUGUUGAACAGGUUGAACGAAAAAUCAGUUUCGUUAAGAGUUCAUAGAGUGCAAUAGAGAUAUUUCUGCACUAUCAAGUACAGUAUACAUAUUCUGUUAAAAUUAAUGCUUUUUGUUAUGAUAGAAGUACUGUGUUCUUGAAGGAAUAAAAAGAAUAAAAGAAUAGAAACACACAAUAAAA